Molecule: messenger RNA, 669 nt
Organism: Necator americanus (New World hookworm)
Lineage: Eukaryota; Metazoa; Nematoda; Chromadorea; Rhabditida; Ancylostomatidae
Exons: 2
Coding region: 1-669 (222 amino acids)
Source: RefSeq, a predicted model, not a curated record
AUGACGACUAAGACCAUCCAUGGGAACUCGCAAUUCCAGAAGCCUUCUUCUCUACGCUGGACAUGGGAGUCACCCGCUGAAGUGUACCGUAAUGAAAUAGACCACAUCAUCGUCAAUAAAAGAGAGGCGAUAAAGGAAGACCUUAAAAAGAGAAGAGCAGAAGCGCUGGCUGAAGCCGCAGAGGCGGGGAAAAGCAUCCGCUAUGCCUGUCGAGACUUCGCCAGUCGCAAGACGAGGAUGACUGCUCUCCGGAACCCAAAGGGAACAGCCAUUGCAUCGAGAAGGGGGAUGGAGAAAAUCAUCUACGACUUCUACUCUGAUCUCUUCGACAGCCGUGUCCACUUGCCUCCUCACCAUCUGAGGGAAGACGGACAAGUCAUUCCAGAGAUUCUCCCGUCCAAAAUACGACAUGCUAUCAGUAAGAAGUCGGUAAGAAGUCGUACGGCACCCGGUCCCGACAGAAUAAGACCAGAACACCCGAAGAACCUUCCGCCAGUACUCAUCAACACCUUGGCGAGGCCCUUUACCUGUCGGAAUGCAAGGUUCCUCAACAGUGGAAGAUCAGCAAGACCGUGUUGUUGUAAAAAAGGGGAGAUCUACAUGACAUCGGCAUCGGCAGCUAUCGCCCAAUCUGCUUACUGUCCGUCAUCUAGCUCUUUACAAGAAUGA